Helianthus annuus (common sunflower) is the source of this 938-nucleotide messenger RNA. Its product is annotated as ethylene-responsive transcription factor ERF021. Gene Ontology annotation, biological process: response to stress; positive regulation of DNA-templated transcription. Gene Ontology annotation, cellular component: nucleus. Gene Ontology annotation, molecular function: DNA-binding transcription factor activity; transcription cis-regulatory region binding. The coding region runs from base 10 to 786 and encodes 258 amino acids. The record is from RefSeq and is a predicted model, not a curated record. The transcript has a single exon. Lineage: Eukaryota; Viridiplantae; Streptophyta; Magnoliopsida; Asterales; Asteraceae.
GUGAUAACAAUGUGGAGUUCUGUGAUCAAUGCCGGAAACAAUGGCAAUGGUGGUGGUGGUGGUAGCGGCGGCCGGAGGAAACAAGACCAGAAAACUGCGACUCAGGCGAGUUCAAGAAAAGGAUGCAUGAGAGGCAAAGGCGGUCCGGAGAACGCCUCGUGCACUUACAAAGGCGUCCGCCAACGGACAUGGGGCAAAUGGGUGUCGGAGAUUCGUGAGCCCAACCGCGGCAGCCGCGUCUGGCUCGGAACUUUCAGUUCCGCACGGGAAGCUGCGAUAGCGUAUGACGCGGCUGCCAGGAGGCUUUACGGACCCGAUGCCCAUGUCAAUCUCCCUGAGGAGAUUGACAACGCUCCGCCGCCUCCACCAGCUCUCACGGAGGCGGCGAAAGAGGCCCGGUACCACCGCGCAGUCCAGCAAAUGAAAAAGCAACAAGAGUUCGAACGGCAGAUGCAAAUUUACAUGCAUCAGCAACCACAAAUGAUCAAAGUCGAAACCGCAAUGAUACCGGAGAUCCCGGAUCUUAACGGGUACGCCGUUGGAAACUACGGUGAAGUCACCGGAGAAAAUGACGUUGACAUCGAGAAAUCAUCAACCGGCAACCUGAACUUUAACCUGAACACUAACUUGCCGGAGUUCGACGACUCCGGUUUGUGGACGGAGGCGGCUUCGACGAUGGACUAUCAAUCGCAAGCGAUUGAUCCUGGGAUCAGUGCAUCGGCAUUCGAUGAUACAAUUGGCAUUGAAUUGAACCAUCUUAAUGGUGUGAUUAUCUGUUACCGAUGAUCAUGCAUUUAAUCGUCGGAAAAGAUUGGUUUCUAGUUCGUCGGUGCACGUGGCACAAAACAUACUCAAAUAGUUAUAGUAGUAUUUAUAUGAUAGAAAGGGAAUAGAAAGUUAAUAUAAAUAUAUAGAUAUGAUCACAUGAUAUGUGUUCU